AUGAGUAUUGUUGUGACAGUUAUCUGGCAAGGAACCAGCCCAGGGCCGGGCCUGAGAAAGCAAUGGCGAGAGGGAUUCCUGGGGCGCGGGCGGCAGCGGCAGCAGAAGCUCCAGCUCCAGGCCGCCGGAGGCUUGCUCUGUGCGCCCAGCGGCCCCAGCGUGCCUAACUCCGGCCAAGUCUCAGCAACUCGGCGUCCCGCCAACCUAGGCCAGCAGGGCCGGAGCCGAACCUCCCUCCCCCCAAGACAGAGGCUGAGAGCGCCCGCCCUUGAGGAGUGGCGGCCAAAAGACGCGCGCGGCGAGCGGGGAGCCGGGAUCCGCGGGAGCCUCAGCAUCCGCCCGAGCUGCCGUAUCCCCGAGAGCCGGGAGCCCCCUCUCGCUGCCAUCGCGGACACUUGCGCGGGGGAGCUCCUCUCCAGUGGGAGGGUGCAGCCCCGGCUGCUCCCCGGGAGCGCGCGGCUCUCCCCCGCCCCCCACCCCUCGCUCCGCUCUCCGGCCGCGGUGCCCUCUCCCCGGCCGCGGGGUCGGAGCGCUGGCACAUGCCUAGCGGCCGGCUCCGGGACUAGCCCCGAGCAGGCAGGGUCCGGGGCGGCGCAGCUCUCCUUUCGCCGCCCAUGUGCGCAAACCCCUCACGCAGAGAGGGGGAUCCGUUACCAGUCUCCGAGGGACCGGCCCAGCCCAGCCUUUUGCGCUCGGGGCUUUGCCCGCUCUCGGCCCCACGCCCGCCGCGCAGCUGCCCCGGAGGGCAUUUAGAGACUCCGGCCGCGGCCGCUCUUGCACCUGCGAUCGGAAGAAGCCCCCGCUCGCCCCCCGCGUUCUGGUUCGCCGGAGAGAGCCUGCGCCCGGCUCCUUCAGUUGGGACCCUGGAAAACUAAAAGGAAAGAGGGAACUAGAGAAAUUAUCGGAGGCCCUGACAUUGGAUCCUCCACUUACUACACUAACAAGCCAUCCAGAAGCAUCUGCAAGUCCUAUUUGUGGGCAAAGGACUUCCUUUUCUGAAUCAUAGUCUUCACAGAAGGAGGUGUGAUACAGUGUGAAGAAGACUGGGCUGGACUUGGAAGUCAGCAAACCUCGAUUUGAAACCCACCUCUGGUCCUUUUGAAAGAGCUGCUGUGUCCACAAGACCCGAUCCCUUCAGCUCCCAGCACUGGCCCCCCCAUGGCACUUUGUAUAUCCCAG
Molecule: messenger RNA, 1179 nt
Organism: Sarcophilus harrisii (Tasmanian devil)
Lineage: Eukaryota; Metazoa; Chordata; Mammalia; Dasyuromorphia; Dasyuridae
Exons: 5
Coding region: 1-753 (250 amino acids)
Source: RefSeq, a predicted model, not a curated record